Molecule: messenger RNA, 1488 nt
Organism: Papaver somniferum (opium poppy)
Lineage: Eukaryota; Viridiplantae; Streptophyta; Magnoliopsida; Ranunculales; Papaveraceae
Exons: 4
Coding region: 1-1488 (495 amino acids)
Source: RefSeq, a predicted model, not a curated record
AUGAAACUGCCAAAUGGUGUAAUAGUUUGGAAAAAAAGCCUAUGUGAACUUUUGAUCGUUCAAAUACCCUGUGGUAAGAAGCCUAAAUCAUUUGUGAAAGAAGCUUGGAUUGAAGUAAAAGAUGAAUUCAACAAGAAAAAUGGACAGAGUUUUACUAUGGAUCAGAUUAAGAAUAGGUAUAAUGUGUUGAGGGUUAGACACAAUGACAUGAAGAAACUCAUGUCCCUUAGUGGCUUUGAAUGGGAUUCAGAAGAUAAAAAGAUUAUAGUUGACGAUGAAGGAGUGUGGGAUGCAUAUCUUGGGGAUAUGGACUCCGAAGAAGAGCUUGAAGAACGCACUUUAUUACUUGUGAUUGCAGCAGUUAUCGAAAACGUUAAGGGUCGCAUAUGUAAGGAACCCUGUAGAACUUCUAUACUUACAGGACAUCAACACAUGCAAGAGAUUUUGCACGGCCAUCCCCGUAGAUGUUAUGAGAAGUAUCGCAUGGAGAAAUUUGUUUUCUUAAGGUUGACUCACAUUUUAAGAGAAAGAGAACUUUUACGUGACAGACGAUGGGUUACCAUAGAAGAGCAGUUGGCGAUUUUCCUACUCACAAUUGGACAUAAAGAAGAUAAUAGAAUGUUACAAGAAAGAUUUCAACAUUCCGGUGAAACUAUAAGUAGAUACUUCAAUGAAGUAUUGAGAGCCAUCAUGGAACUUUCCAAGGAACUUAUAAAACCUCCUUCUUUUUCUGAGACUCCAACUGAAAUACUCAACAACUCUAAAUAUUUCCCAUGGUUCAAGGAUUGUAUUGGCGCUAUAGACGGAACACAUAUUAAAGUGAUUGUACCAAUAGCCCAACAAACACCAUACUUCGAUAGGAAAGUAAAUAUAUCGCAAAACGUGAUGGCAGUAUGUUCGUUUGAUUUGAAAUUCACAUAUAUCUACGCUGGAUGGGAAGGAUCUGCAAAUGACUCAAGAAUUUUAUGGGAAGCUUUGAGUAAUAGAAGUCUGAUGUUUCCUCAUUCCCCUGAAGGAAAGUAUUAUGUUGUUGAUGUUGGAUAUCCAAACAUGCCUGGUUUUCUUGCUCCAUAUCGGGGAGUUCGUUAUCACUUACAUGACUGUAGAAGAGGAAGCAAUGGAAGGUUCACUGCAAAGGACUUGUUUAAUUUUGGGCAUUCUUCGUUAAGGAAUGCAAUCGAGCGAAGCUUUGGAGUUCUUAAAUCUCGCUUUCCAAUUUUGAGGGAUCCUGCCUCAUUUCCAUACAACACCCAGGUACAAAUAUUAAUAGCAACAUGUGCAAUUCACAAUUUCAUUAGGACGAAAUCCAAGUCUGAUGAACUGUUUGCAUAUUAUGCAAAUGAAGAAAAUGUCAUAGAUAUUGAUACAUCCCCGCCUGAUGAACCAACGUUUAGUGGUAUGUACGCACAUCAACAAAGAAGAAGUGAAAUGAAUCACGUGAGAGAUGAAAUUGCCGAUGCCAUGUACAGGUUUCGAUACCGAAACUAG